AUGGCCUCUGCAUCCACCGGUUGCUCGGGGGGUAAAAGUCGACCCAAGUCCCGCCGGCCAAACUACCAACGCCGGGUGAAGCCUGAGCUCUCGUACGCCGAACUCAUCGCUGUAGCUAUUAAGAGUUCACCCGAGGGCAUGCUGACACUUCGAGGUAUUCAGAGCCACAUGUCCAGUCACUACGAGUGUUUCCGCGGCACCUACGUGGGCUGGAAGAACAGCGUUCGUCACAACCUCUCCGUCAGCGACUGCUUCGUCAAGGUGCUCAAGAACGAAGGUAAACCCAACGCCAAGGACAACUUCUGGAAACUGAAUGCCGAGUGCUCCCACUAUCAGUUGCAUCAGAGCUGCCCUUUGACCCGUAAGAUUAACACCAAGGUGCCUUAUAGCUCACCCUGCAUCUCCUCGACUCGCAAAAUCCAUGGACGUAAAGGCAACUGCAAUGGUACAGCCGUGCCUUCUUCCACACCUCAAUACAAUCGCAAAUCCCCACCACCCAAUCGCAAAUCUUCACCAGCAACGCCACUCAGUGUCACCUCUUCUGCUGACGAACAAGCUUCUUCGAUUCUCACACCGUCGCAGCGUGAGAGCAACGGUGUCAACUCGUCGACCAACCCGUCGUUUGUGAGUCUCGCUUGGCCCAGUCUGCAGCCGUCUGUCAACCCACCAGUUGGUCACCGUGACCAGCCUAUUGACGAGGAGUGGGAACUUCUGAACGACCUGUUUGUCCCGGACAGUGCCAUUGACAUUUCGCUUUACAAUGAAAACGGCCGUCAUCAGGCGGAAAGCUUCCACCAUGACCAAGCUAAGACCUACCAAGACAUCAAUGAGCAGAAGGCACCCUCUUCCAGGGGAGGACAUUCUCUUCAAUUUGCCGACAACAUCGUGCCCAAGAUGGAAUUCCAAUCUUCCUACUAUGACGUAGGUGCCCUUCAGAGAAAGCUAAGAAUAAAGUCCGAGCACGCAACCGCCAGACGCCAUCACCCGUAUCAGAUAUUCGGUAGUUUCCGACGUUACGAACACUGCAGCUAUCAACGUCAUCAGUCUACUGAGGCGAAGGGUUCCGAUGAUUCACAAAGAGUGCCGAGCUCCUCAUUCGGCAACCAUUACAUGGUAGCUUCGGCUAUUCGGACGAGUCUCGGACUGGACUUAGACGAAAUGGCCUUGUUCGCAAUCGAGGAUUCCGUCAGAAUUCUCGAUAUGUCGAGACCAUGUGACUUUAUGAGUGCAUAG
Molecule: messenger RNA, 1233 nt
Organism: Asterias rubens (European starfish)
Lineage: Eukaryota; Metazoa; Echinodermata; Asteroidea; Forcipulatida; Asteriidae
Product: forkhead box protein Q1-like
Exons: 2
Coding region: 1-1233 (410 amino acids)
Biological process (GO): regulation of transcription by RNA polymerase II; cell differentiation; anatomical structure morphogenesis
Molecular function (GO): DNA-binding transcription factor activity, RNA polymerase II-specific; RNA polymerase II cis-regulatory region sequence-specific DNA binding
Source: RefSeq, a predicted model, not a curated record